CGCGCCAUCACCAUUCAGUGCUUUACACAGUAUGGCCGGCGAUAUUAGCUAGCACUCGCUAACGGUAUUCUCUGUAAAAGGGAAGACGGUAACUCAAGAAAAUCAACACCUGGAUUGCUUAAAGGACUGUACCUCAAUAAAUUAUACCUGAUCGAGGAAGGAUUCAUUAAGCUGUAAACGUUACAACCGACGUUUAAUAUUUUUUGUUGGGUGUCUGUUGUCUCAUGAUGGAAGAUAACGGUGCACAUUUCUUCGAGGGGACCGAGAAGCUGUUGGAGGUGUGGUUCUCUCGACAGGAUGAGACUAAAGGAACCGGGGACCUCCGUACCAUCCCAAGGUUUGAGUGGGACAAACUUUUGGAGAAUGUGCAUUGUUUGAUCAUAAGUGUGACAAAGACUGACAAGCAGGAAGCUUAUAUACUCAGUGAGAGUAGCAUGUUUGUCUCCAAGAGACGUUUCAUUUUGAAGACGUGCGGAACCACCCUCUUGCUGCAAGCACUGGUGCCUCUGCUGGAACUCGCCAGGGAGUACUGCGGCUUUGAUGCCAUCGAGAAUUUCUUCUACUCCCGCAAGAACUUUAUGAAGCCAACACAUCAAGAGUUCCCUCAUCGAAACUUCCAGGAGGAAGUUGACUUCCUCAGCCAGAUUUUCCCAAAUGGUGCAGCCUACUGUAUGGGGCGUUUGAACUCUGACUGCUGGUAUCUGUUUACCCUGGACUUACCGGAGUACUGGGAAAACAAGCAUGCAGAUCAGACACUGGAAGUUCUGAUGAGCGACCUUGAUCCAGCCAUUAUGGACCAGUUCUAUAUGAAAGAUGGUGUUUCUGCAAGUGAUGUCACUCGUAUGAGUGGAAUUCGUGACCUGAUACCAGGUUCUGUGAUCGAUGCCACAAUGUUCAACCCUUGUGGAUACUCAAUGAAUGGAAUGAAGACUGACGGAACUUACUGGACCAUCCACAUCACCCCUGAGCCGGAGUUCUCCUAUGUCAGCUUCGAAACCAACCUCUCCCAGACUUCGUAUGAUGAUUUGGUUAGGAAGGUGGUGGAGGUGUUCAAGCCAGGAAAAUUUGUGACUACCCUUUUUGUCAACCAGAGCUCCAAAUGUCGCAGUGUCUUUUCCUCUGCCCAGAAACUUGAGGGCUACAAACGUCUCGACCGCCAGCUGGCUCAAUUCAACGAUUACAAUUUUGUCUUCACAAGUUACGCUAAGAACCGCCAGCAGAACCAGCAGAGCUGAGGGUUGAGGAUGAAGAAGAGGCGUAAAAAGAAAGGCGGCCACCUGGGGCUACCCCCCCAUAGCCAGCCAUACCCCCCAGUAGAGAGCUUGUUGUCCUUCCCCUCAUCCCUCCUCCUCACCUUCUGCUUCCGUCAUCAUUCAGAAUCUCCUGGUGGUGACACAGUUGCAAGCCCCAGUUUAACCUCCAGUUUGAGUUGUUUGCAUUGUUGUACCUGUGACUUAGAUCUCUUGCAUGAAAGCUCUUUUCUCUGUUUUGAUAUUCUAGCUCACUCUUGCUGUGAUCUUGAAGUGCAUGUAGAGGAAUUAAACACGCUCUGUUUGAGGCUGUCCACCUGUGCCCAGUACAAUGGUCCUUUCCUGCAGGUCUCCCCCCUCAUCCCCCACAGACAAGGUUUCCGCCCGCACUAGGCCAGGGCCCUGACAUGCUCAGAUCAGUCUGCCUCUUUAUGAGCUCUAAUCAGUUUAUCUGUAAAAAUUUCAAAUUCAUCCCAACUGGUUUGCCUUCAUAUGUGACAAUUGGUAUUAAUUAAUCACUAUCAAUUAGUGAGUGCACUUUAAAAACCUUCUUACUCAAAAAUAAUACCAACCUUUUGUCUCAAGUCUUAUUGAAAGUAUGUCACGGUACGCUCGGCCAUUCUUAUCAUUGUCAAAUCUCUAAAACCUAUUUGAGUUACUUUGAAAAUGAAUGCCAUAUUUGCUGUUUGAUGUCACACUGUUGGAUAAAGGGUUUGCGGUUGACUCGUCGGUGUGCUCUUUGGUUGAUGUUAACUGCUCUAGAACAAAAGAUUUCUGCUUUGCUGGGCAUUGAAGCAAUGCUCAAAUUAGUUCCCAACACCUGCGUUCAUUCAUUCAUUCAUUUUGCUCCUCCGCCUGGACAAUCAUAUAGUCCUUGUGUUUACCCAGACAGACAAACUUUUAAAGUUGUAUGCCUGGAAAUUGUGUGUGUAUAUGAAUUAAUGUAUCAUUUGAGACAUUCAGUAUGUACACUUUGCACCUGGGCUUCUGUUUUACAGUGUACUGUAUCUGUAAGAAGCUUCUGGGUCUUCAACCCCUCCCCAGUCAUAUUCCGUACUCUGAUUUUCCAAUGUAAAAAUAUUCCAACUGAAUGUUGCACAGUUGAUGUGAAGUGCCCUGUCCACCACUCUUUCGAAUGUACAUGUCUUUAGAGAAAAGCCUGGACCAGGUUUGAGCUGAAUGUAUGACUCCAGGAGAGCACACCCGCACCCUCCUGCCCCCCAACCCACACUGACCCAGCCCCCCCCCCCCACGUGCCCAUAGCACUCACAAUGCCCUCUGCUCACCAGCCAUUGUCCAGCUCGCAGCAGGUCUACCCCUGCCAGAGCCAGACUGUCAGCUGGCCCCAGAACCGUGACAUAACGGGAGUAGGUCCUCUCGGCUAUGCCCACACCCCAUGUGAAUGGGAAAUAAUGAAUCGGACACUUUUUGCUCAGUUGCCCAGCAAAGCAUUUUUCUUUUUCCCACAUAAUAUCCAUCCUCUCUCUGUCUCUUUCCGCCCCAUACAGAAAUCUGAACACGCACAAUAGAGGCCCACUACUCUGAGCAUGCCAGGGUGAUCCCGGAUCAUUCCACAUGUAACUGCUGCAUAAACUGCCAUUUUAUUAAAAUUAUUGUGUCCAGACAUCUUUUGCAGUGAAUUGGUCAGAAAUGUGACUCCCCUAGCAGUUUUUUUUUUCUUUUUGUUUGGAUCAGUGCCCUUUGUUGAUCGAGGGGGGAGAAUCCUGUGACACUAUGGUGCAUGUGACUGCUAGUGCCGUGUUGCUUGACAGUGUAGCGUUAGCGCCUUCUCUUCCUCCUUUUUUGUCAAUAGGUCUGUGUGCUUCACCUUCCUCUUGUUUUACCAGCUGAAAAUGUAGUUGGAACUGCCGCAUCCUGAUGUGUUUUGGAUAGGUGGGGUAUCUUUUUUUCUUUUUUUUUUUUUUUUCUCCUGAUGGGGAUGGGUUAACUUGUAAUUAAUCUUAUUUCAAGUUGUGUGCAAGUGCUGAAAGCAGGUUAGGUUUCUUAUUAAUUACUUAAUGUCAGAUGUCCAAGGUUUGUCUUCUCUGCCUGCCAUUCCACUGAGUGGUGUUCAUGAUGCUUCUCCUGCCAGAGAAUGCAGUUUGAAUUUUGAACUGUGGAAAGACAUGGUGGUAGUCAUAACCUGCUUUCAGCACUGCAGUGCAGUACAUUCUGUUCCUAUGACAUUGCAUCAACACCCACAACUGCACUGAUCACCUAAGGCACUUGACAUACCAGUUGGAAGGCUUCACGUAAGAGAUGGCAUUCAGAAAAGUUUCUAUCUCGUUUGUCUUUUGUGACUUUUUGGAGUGGUUUCAUCCUCUCCUGAGGACCAAUCUCUGCUCUUAUAUGAACUACUCAACUUACUGUCAGAUGACUCAGGUGAUGUGACACAGCUGUAGUCUUCUGAAAAAUUUAAACUAGCACUGUUCAAAAAUACUGUAGCAGUUUAAUGCUAACUGUUCUUGGAUUAAGUACAUUUUAGCCUUGUUGGUGUGGAUCAUUGCAACUUUGUUUUAUUUUUAUACUGUGAACUCAAAAUGCAUUUUUGCAGUUGUACGGUAAUAGAAUUUUAUACAAAAAAAUAUUUUGUAUUUUUGCUGCGGACCAAUCUCGUUUUAUUUUUUUCUUCUUCCCCUUUUUUGUCCCGAUGUUUUUGUUGUAGAACCAGUGUUCAAAACCAGUUUAAGGCGUGACCUUUUCAAUCAUGAAGGGGGGUUUUUUGGGGGGGGGUUAGUUCUUUGACUUUCCUUUUGUAACUCAUGAAAAAUUGCAGAGGAAGGGAAAGUAAAAGCCCCCCUCCGGGUGAGAGCGGGUGCAGUUGCAGGAUGUACUGAAGGAGAAACUUUGCUGUUCUAAUUCUUUCUUUUGCUGUUCUCUGGAUGGUCAAGAUGUGCUAAAUAUAUCUGUGCUACGAGCUUGGUGCUUAAAUAAAAAAGAUACUUAUCUGUGCAAA
Molecule: messenger RNA, 4206 nt
Organism: Lates calcarifer (barramundi perch)
Lineage: Eukaryota; Metazoa; Chordata; Actinopteri; Centropomidae
Gene: amd1
Product: adenosylmethionine decarboxylase 1
Exons: 9
Coding region: 225-1235 (336 amino acids)
Biological process (GO): spermidine biosynthetic process; spermine biosynthetic process
Cellular component (GO): cytosol
Molecular function (GO): adenosylmethionine decarboxylase activity
Source: RefSeq, a predicted model, not a curated record